GCCACCCCCUGCUUUUCCCACUCCCCCCCUCCCCCGCCCCCUCAGGAUCCACCACACGGCCACCGGAAUGGAUCGCUCGCCGCCGCCGGACCAGAACCCGCGCCCGUCUCUCUUGUCGCCAUACCAGACGCCCCGCUUCCGCCUUGCCCACCGGGUGGUGCUGGCGCCGAUGACCAGAUGCAGGGCGCCCGGCGCGGUCCCGGGACCCGCGCUGGCGGAGUACUACGCGCAACGGUCCACGGAGGGCGGCCUGCUCAUCUCCGAGGGCACCGUCGUCUCGCCCGCCGGCCCGGGGUUUCCUCGUGUCCCUGGGAUAUACAAUCAAGAGCAGAUUGAUGCAUGGAAAAAGGUGGUUGAUGCUGUUCACGCCAAGGGAGGCAUCUUUUUCUGCCAACUGUGGCAUGUAGGCCGAGCUUCUCACCAAGUAUACCAGCCAGGUGGUGCAGAUCCAAUAUCCUCGACUGAUAAGCCGAUCUCAUCGAGGUGGAGGAUACUGAUGCCUGAUGGCUCCUAUGGCAAGUAUCCAACACCGAGGCGCCUAGCCACAUUGGAGAUACCUGAAAUAGUUGAACAAUACCGUCAAGCCGCCAUAAACGCCAUCGAAGCAGGUUUUGAUGGCAUUGAGAUCCACGGUGCCCAUGGCUACCUCAUCGAUCAGUUCCUCAAGGACGGCAUCAAUGACCGGACUGACGAAUACGGUGGCUCACUCUCCAACCGUUGCCGGUUCCUACUGGAGGUUACCCGCGCCGUGGUCUCGGCGAUCGGGGCAGACCGUGUCGCGGUCCGGGUGUCACCGGCCAUCGACCACCUCGACGCCUACGACUCAGACCCCCUGCGACUGGGCCUGGCCGUGGUGGACCGUCUCAACGCCCUCCAGCAGGAGGCCGGGCGGCGGCUCGCCUACCUCCACGUCACGCAGCCGCGUUACACGGCGUACGGGCAGACGGAGUCGGGCCAGCACGGCAGCGCCGAGGAGGAGAGCCGCCUGAUGCGCGCCCUGCGCGACGCGUACCGCGGCGUGUUCAUGUGCAGCGGCGGGUACACGCGGGAGCUCGGGCAGGAGGCCGUGGAGAGCGGCAACGCCGACCUGGUGUCGUACGGGCGGCAGUUCAUCGCGAACCCGGACCUGGUGGAGCGGUUCCGGCGCGGCGCGGCGCUGAACAGGUACGUGCGGAAGACCUUCUACACGCCGGACCCCGUCGUGGGGUACACGGACUACCCGUUCCUCGGUCAGCCAAAAGCGCGCAUCUGAUUGGUAAAUACAAGAGACGCAUGAUCGGUUGUGUAAUGUGACUGGAGAAAAUAAGAAAACAUGUCGUGGUAUCGUGAUUGUGACGUUGGUGUGUUGCCGAUAGCCACUGAACAGAUUGUCUCUUGAUAUCGAAAAUAAGGGAAGCCGGAGCCGGUAAGCAAUGGCGAAUGCAGAGGAACUAGGAGAGCUCUUUCGUCUUUUUUUUUUCCUUUCUCU
Molecule: messenger RNA, 1468 nt
Organism: Phragmites australis (common reed)
Lineage: Eukaryota; Viridiplantae; Streptophyta; Magnoliopsida; Poales; Poaceae
Product: 12-oxophytodienoate reductase 7-like
Exons: 5
Coding region: 68-1252 (394 amino acids)
Biological process (GO): jasmonic acid biosynthetic process; oxylipin biosynthetic process
Cellular component (GO): peroxisome
Molecular function (GO): oxidoreductase activity; FMN binding
Source: RefSeq, a predicted model, not a curated record